Messenger RNA from Bacillus rossius redtenbacheri, 913 nucleotides. It is a transcript of the gene ND-ACP, whose product is annotated as acyl carrier protein, mitochondrial. The transcript is spliced from 5 exons. The record is from RefSeq and is a predicted model, not a curated record. NCBI's taxonomy places the organism in Eukaryota, Metazoa, Arthropoda, Insecta, Phasmatodea, Bacillidae. Gene Ontology annotation, molecular function: acyl binding; acyl carrier activity. Gene Ontology annotation, cellular component: mitochondrion. Gene Ontology annotation, biological process: fatty acid biosynthetic process. Bases 34 to 603 code for a protein of 189 amino acids.
CACAUUUUCUUUCUGCAAUUUUCGGUAACAAAAAUGGCUGGAAUCGCUGGCAGUGUGCGGUGUGCGUUUGUUAGAAGUUCUUGCCUUUUACGAAAUGUAAUUCCAAAAAUUUCAGUAGCUGGUGUACAGAACAUGCACUUGGAUACAAAAAAACUGAAACAGUCUCAUAUACUUAAUGUGAAUCAGAACAUAGGGUCAUGGCAGACGCUUGUGGCCCGACAUUUCGCAGAUGCAAAACCUACUUUGGAUACCAUCCGAGAAAGGGUCCUAAAUGUUUGCAAGGCGUAUGACAAAGUAACAGCAGAUAAGACGAUGCUCGCUUCUAUAAGAUUUUACAGUUCAAAGGAUCCCCUGACACUUGAAUUUAUUCGUGACAGGGUGCUUUUGGUCCUAAAACUUUACGAUAAGGUUGACCCAUCAAAGCUCGCAUUAGAAUCACAUUUUAUCAAUGAUCUUGGUUUGGAUUCGUUAGACCAUGUUGAGGUCAUAAUGGCAAUGGAAGAUGAAUUUGGGUUUGAAAUCCCAGAUGUUGAUGCAGAGAAACUGUUACGGCCCGCAGAUAUUGUGCGGUACGUUGCGGACAAGGAGGACAUCUACGAGUGAUAAGUGUCCCGCCAGUAGACUGUGUACCAGAUACUGUAUUGUAGUUUGAGGACAAAUUGCCUUGGUCUCGGAGUGUUUAUCACACAACUCCAGUGAAGUGUUGCUUUUAUUUGCAGCUCAUUUUGAAGUUUGUUUAUGAUCACACUCUUAGCAGGUUACAUUUAAAAAAAAAGAAAUGUGAUUUUUUUUUUCAUUUCAAUUGUUACACAACAUGUUUCGUGAGAUAAAAAAGCAUGAAAUAUGUGAAAGAUAAAAAAAGAAUAGGCGAGCUUGUGAAUUUGUUCUGUUACAAAUAAACAUUUUUUUUGAA